Debaryomyces fabryi is the source of this 2199-nucleotide messenger RNA. RefSeq lists its product as uncharacterized. The transcript has a single exon. The record is from RefSeq and is a predicted model, not a curated record. NCBI's taxonomy places the organism in Eukaryota, Fungi, Ascomycota, Pichiomycetes, Serinales, Debaryomycetaceae. Gene Ontology annotation, biological process: regulation of DNA-templated transcription; DNA-templated transcription. Bases 1 to 2199 code for a protein of 732 amino acids. Gene Ontology annotation, molecular function: DNA-binding transcription factor activity, RNA polymerase II-specific; DNA binding; zinc ion binding.
AUGAAAAAGAAUAGAGUAAGAAUCCCCAAAUCUUGUUCAAUAUGUCGAAUUAAAAAGAUUAAAUGUGAUAGGAAAACUCCUUUCUGUGGAAGCUGUUCUGAGAAUAAUACAGAGCAUUUAUGUAAAUACGAUCAAACAGCCUGGUUAAUGGAAGGCCCCGCUGACAAUUCAUCUACAGCCAGCCUACAAAAAGAAAUAUUCAAAUUACGGUCAGUAAUAACAACGCUUGAAGCAAAGAUAGAGAAACAACUGAUUGGGGUGAGCUCGCAGCUGCUGACUCUUUCUACCAAUAGCUCGCCUCUAUUUCUGGAAAACCAAGAACAUUGGGGUGAAAAGCAAGAGAAAGAUGACUCGAUAUUAUGUGCAAAUGAAAAAGCGAUUAAUAUGAAUGUUAAGCACUCGAAAAUGUAUUAUUUUGGACCUACGGCGACUUCCUAUCUCAUGAUGAAUGAUAAAUACGCAACUCAAUUAUUUACAGAUUACAUGGCGGAUCAACUAAAGAAGUUCAGAUUAAAACAUACCUCUCUUGAAGUCCAAGAUGAUCGAAUUUUAAAUGAAGAAAGUAUAUAUUGUUCUAGCCAAGCAGAUCCUGUGGUUGGAGAUUUCCCAGAGCUCCCGCCACUAAGAAUUGUUCAUGCCUUAGUGCAAAGGUUUUUCAGAGUGUGUUACAAAUUUGCACCAUUUUUUGACGAGAAGAUAUUUAUGAAUGAGAUAUGCCUUAUUUUCAAGAACAAGGAACACAUCUCACAAGAAGACAUAACUCACAAGAGAAGCACAAUUUCCAUUCUUUUAACUAUGCUAAGGUUUGCUUAUCUCACCUUGCCAAUGAAGGGGUACCAUAGUAAUUCGUUACCUCUAGCCGAUCAUGAUGUGGUACAAGAUAUCCUAAAGUGUAACGUGGACAUUUCAUCUUCCUACAUUGAAUGCUCGAAACGACUCAUGAUUAAUCAUUCUAGUCUCGAUAAAAUUGAUUUUAGAAAAAUCCAAGCAAUUUUGCUCUUACGAGUUUACCAAAUGCAAAGUCCUGAGAAUGACAAUCUAGCAAUAAACCUGAAUAUUUUAAUUUCUAUUGCGGUGCAGAUGGCUAGGUUUCAUGGGCUUCAUAAAGAUCCAACUGACCUUAGCUUGGUUUCGUUAGAUAAUAAUGAUAUUCACUUGUGGAGGAAAGUUUGGGCCUUUAUUAUGUAUUUUGAUUCUUUACAAGCGUUUAACUUAGGUGUACCCAUGCUAAUACGCGAGGACGAGAUUGACACUCAUCCACCUUUCACUAAUUUAAAAACCGAGCAACUCUGGUUACCAAACGAAGAACUCAAAUUAGAGAGAUUUUUCAAACUUAAUUACGUAGCUUCAAGACUAAUUCGUCGUGCAGUGGUUUUGACGCAAGCUAAACUGGGGGCUAAGAUAUUUGAAGUUGAUAAAUUGAUCUCAGAAUUCGAGGACAUGCUCAAUAAUAAGAUGAAAACAUUCGAUCAAUUAUAUUCAUCUGACUCCUCGGAUAGUGUUCUCGAACUUAUGCUCCGUAUGAUGAUGAUGCGAAAGCUAUUUUCCUUAGCAUAUUACUGUUUUAUUAGUUUAAAUGAUAGCGGAAAAAAAUAUUUACAUGUUGCAAUUGAAACGGGGUUGAAUAUCAUCAGAGUAGGCUAUGAAUUUGCAAAAGACCCUACCGCUGUAACAUGUCUGGAGUUGGAAACAAUAGUUGCCCCUUCAAUAUGGAAUCCUGUCAAGGUAGUUUUGCUACUCAUGUGUGGAGUUAUAAUUAGAUGCUUAAAAGGAGACGCUUUGAUAACAGAAGCAGUUAAGAGCUUUCAGUUAAGCGAUUCUUCCAGCACCUUGACGUGGCUUCAAGUAUACCAAGGAAAUGAAAAAGAAACUUUGCGAGGUCUAAUUCUGAAGUUAGAGGAGUAUCAUUUAUUCAGUUAUAAGCUUUCUGUACGGUUUUUUGAUUGUUACCAUAUAUGUAUUACAUUAAAAUACUUCAUGAAUUAUUUGCAUAAUAACAACGCAGAAAUUUUGCAGCCUCAUUCUGAAGUGCUCAAAAACACCAUUUCAGGAAAUGAGCCAAACCCAACAGCAGAUUUAGACUCUGCGGCCCUCAAUGACUUUUGGAAUAAGGAGGAGGAGAUCCAUUAUGAGGCAACGUUUGAUGAGUUCUUGUCAUUUCUCAAUUAUAACACCGAUCCAUUUUUGAAUGACCUUUGA